This is a messenger RNA of Saccostrea echinata, 635 nucleotides long. RefSeq lists its product as uncharacterized. The coding region runs from base 37 to 477 and encodes 146 amino acids. The record is from RefSeq and is a predicted model, not a curated record. The transcript is spliced from 4 exons. NCBI's taxonomy places the organism in Eukaryota, Metazoa, Mollusca, Bivalvia, Ostreida, Ostreidae.
GUUUGAUAAUUUAGGGUUUCUAAUAAAUUAACAGCCAUGGCUACAAAGCAGGUAGCAACAAAGGCAAGUGGUGUCCUGGCUGCUGCUGGAAAACCCAAGAUCUUCACUGAUGCCAAAGGCCGACAAUUUAUGGUUCUGAAGAAAACAUUACAAACACCAGAUUAUUAUUUAUGGAGACCUAAAAGGCUUACUCCUGUGAAGGGCAUGCCAACCCUCUCUUCCACGUUACGAAGAACCCCUGUCAAAGAUCUUGUCUUUGGUGUGAACAACACAUUCUUUUUCCGCUUUGCAUCAUAUUGGUUUGUGUGGGUAUUCCUUCUCUUCAGUUGGGCACCUUUAGUAUCACUAAGAGAAAAAAUGAAGGUUUCUGAAUUGCCUGUCAAAACUGCAGAAUGGCAUCAUCCAUUAAGCUGGGAUAUGGUCAAGGAAAAGGAAGAAGAACUUAAAAAGCUAGAGGGUGCCAGAUAUCGUCUAUAAACUAUAUUUCUUUUCUUUUUUCUAAAGAAAAAACUGUGAUUAGUAAUGAAAAUGUUCAUUGUAAAAAGUGAUGUUAGAACUAACGAAUUUGUAUGCUGUCUGUUUGGUUUUUUAAGCAGCAAUUUAACACAGAAAUAAAAAUGAAUGAAAGCCUAAAA